Messenger RNA from Frieseomelitta varia, 1052 nucleotides. It is a transcript of the gene slx1, whose product is annotated as structure-specific endonuclease subunit slx1. The transcript has 4 exons. The record is from RefSeq and is a predicted model, not a curated record. Gene Ontology annotation, molecular function: 5'-flap endonuclease activity; crossover junction DNA endonuclease activity. Gene Ontology annotation, biological process: double-strand break repair via homologous recombination. Bases 242 to 988 code for a protein of 248 amino acids. Gene Ontology annotation, cellular component: Slx1-Slx4 complex. Lineage: Eukaryota; Metazoa; Arthropoda; Insecta; Hymenoptera; Apidae.
AUAUCUUUUUUAAAUCUGUGUAGUAAUAUAUCAUGAUAUGUCAUAGGUCUUCAUUGCUAAUCAUUAUAUUUAUUUUCUUUUGAUAACAUUAUUUUUGACGUUGAUGUACAACCCAUAACGUUAUGUAUAAUCCUAACCUUGAAAAGUUUGGAUUAGGUUAGGUUAAUUCGAAUUCUUUACAUGGGAUAAGUAUUAGGUUAAACAAUAAUAUUGUCAGUUAUAUUGAUUUAUAAUUAUAUUAAUGAACAAUAAUGAGUUAAUAGUUAGUAAAACGAUGAUUAAAUUUUUUCCUUUUGAUGUGAUAUCAAACAUUUGUUGUAUUCUUAUACUUAAAAAACAUAAUGCUGGAAAAAAGCAUGGAGGUGCAUGGAAAACAAGUAAUAGAGGACCGUGGAAUAUGGUGUUAAUUAUACAUGGCUUUCCAAGUAGUACAGCUGCACUUAGAUUUGAAUGGGCUUGGCAACAUCCUCAUGUUAGUCGGCGUUUGAAACAUGUACCUAAGAAGAAAUCACAGCAGAGAGUGUUUGAAUUUUGCUUAUUAGUUCUGUCGGAAAUGUUAAAAGUUGGACCUUGGUGUCGUUUACCUUUAACAAUUCGUUGGAUAGAUUAUGAAUUUUUCGACAAGUAUUCUAGUUAUGUUUCAGCGCCAAUGCACAUGCCUAUAUGUCAUGGAAGAGUAAUUUCCAAAAAGAUUAAAAAAACAAAUGAUAUAGUAGAAACACUAGAUAAAUUGUCUAUAAUCUGUUUUAUUUGUAAUGCACUUUUAGAAGAGAAAGAAGCAGUUAGCUGCAUAAAACCUAGCUGUUCAUUAGUAGCUCAUUUAAUUUGUUUAGCACAAUUAUUUUGUAAAGAUAAUAUGAUUUUACCAAUUGAAGGUGUUUGUCCUGUUUGUAAUACCAAUGUUUUAUGGGGGGACUUAAUCAGGAAAAAGAUUGGUUGUUAUGAAAAUUUACAAGAACUUUCUUCUAGCGAUGAAGAUUGUACUUAACAUAUUAUUUGAAUUUUUUUAAUUGUCUACAGUUUUACGAUUAUUUAAUUACUACUAUUUUUAA